AUGAAGCACGAGUCGGUUAAGCGGAGCCAGAAAGGCCAGGCUGGUUCCAGUUACCACAUACAGCGAUUCACGGCCCAGACCCGCGCCGAAGGAUCAACCACAUACGAGAGGGUUCUCGCCAAAGAUAUCAAGAACCACAAACAACAGGCGACGAAGAAGGGGUUCCCGGAAGCUUCCUUGAACGAGAACAGCGACAAAUACCUGGACAAGCUCAAAGACGAACACCACCACAAAAAGCAUUCCGGCAGCACGGACAAUGACCGAGACACAGAGUGUGGUAGUCCCUCGGGCACCCACGGCAAGCGGAAGCGGAAGAAGAAGACCACCGGAACGGGGGAACUGUCUGCACACACACAACCGAACAAAGCGGCGGAAAAUACCAGUCUCUCGUGCGGCCGAGGAAAGCGUAGACGACACGGAAAACUCAAUUGCGUGGAAGCCUACCCAGAACGGAUGACAGGGGACCAAGACAUUAAAUUCGAAAAAUGGUUGAAGGAAUGCGGCAAGAACGACUCCAAGGGAGAAAACACAAAGCCAAAGUACCACUCGCUCUGUCGUUGCCUCUUUGGAAAAUCCGUGUCGCCCCCCGAAAAUCCAUACUACGAUUACUUGGAGCCACGAUAUUACAUCGACCAGGUUUUGGCAAGCAACCAGCUGCCGAGCGUCGCGGUGCUAGAGGCUAGACUGUCAUCGUUACACGUCGACCCCAAAGGAGUGGACCCAUACUCCUUGGACGACAAUGCUAGCGCGGAACCAACGAGAUGGGGAAUUCCACAAGGGACAGACUCUGGGUACUACUCCUGGGAGAAGCCUGAACCACAGCCCGACCAGCAAUGGCCCCCAUUACCAACGUACGCGACCGACGCAGUGGAAGCCGAUGACGACAGCCGCGGCCCGAUGCCUCACAUACCGGCUGGAUUGGCUUGGCCGGCCCAAAACACGGGUCUCACAUUGAACGACCUGACUGUCUCCGGAACGUCCACCGAACCGUUUGCUUACCCGGAUGAAGUAGAUGACACCGAUUUCAACGUCGAUUAUGGCUCGGACGAGCACGAUGAAGGACCUAGUUAG
Phialemonium atrogriseum is the source of this 1071-nucleotide messenger RNA. RefSeq lists its product as uncharacterized. Lineage: Eukaryota; Fungi; Ascomycota; Sordariomycetes; Cephalothecales; Cephalothecaceae. Bases 1 to 1071 code for a protein of 356 amino acids. The record is from RefSeq and is a predicted model, not a curated record. The transcript is spliced from 4 exons.